Messenger RNA from Elgaria multicarinata webbii, 2353 nucleotides. Its product is annotated as NXPE family member 2-like. Bases 118 to 1689 code for a protein of 523 amino acids. The transcript has 5 exons. The record is from RefSeq and is a predicted model, not a curated record. NCBI's taxonomy places the organism in Eukaryota, Metazoa, Chordata, Lepidosauria, Squamata, Anguidae.
GCCGGCAGGAAAGGCGUCUUCCUGGCCCUGCUGCUGGCGAGCCUGGUCGUCCUGAGCUAUCUCCUGCGCAAGGAGCUCUUCCAGAGUACUGUCUUUGGGCUCGACCACGAAAGUCCCAUGAAGCAGUCGGAAGGAAUUCGAGGUGCUUCAGAAACGGAGAAAGACUUUUGCCUUAAACAAAUGAGAGAUGGAAUUUGUCAGACAGACACUGGAGCUCUAUGCGGGACGAGGAUGCAGGAGAGAAAGGAAAGAGAAGUCAAAGACAUCUUGACAAAACUGGACCAGCUGAUGCCCAAUGUCACUUUCACGGAUAUAAAAACCACCACAUGUGCCAAGAACAGCAAAGCCACCAUAGUGAACCAUCAGGGCUCUUACUGUGUUGGAGACCACUUGACGAUUCGCUUGGAUUUGUUUGACUUCGUCGGGAAGAAGAAGGAGUACGGAGGGGACUUCUUACGAGCCAGGGUCUAUUCGGCGAGUCUGAAAGCCGGAGCUUCAGGGCAUAUCAAAGACUAUAGGAAUGGGACGUACCUGGUUGAUUUCACUUUAUUUUGGGAAGGUAACGUCAGAGUUUCCCUCUUGCUCAUCCACCCCAGCGAAGGCGUUUCAGCCCUGUGGGCGGCGAGAAAGAAAGGCUAUGACAAAAUCGCUUUCACGGGCAGAUUUUUGAGUGGAACGUUAGACGUCUCCACCGAAUGUGGCUUUAACCUGACCACAAAGGCAGAACUCUGUGAGUAUCUCGACGAGCGAGAUGGAGAGGCCUUCUACUGUGUGAAACCAAAGAAUGUGCCUUGUGAUGCCUUCGUUCAGUUGAUGACAAGCAACAAGCCAGUGUCCUACCUCACCAAACUGGAACAGAGCCUUUUCCACAGGAACAACAUCGGGGUUGAGAUCCCGCAGAGAUUUGGGGAGAUUCGUGUCUUACCCUGUAACAGGAACAAGACAGCACCCAGCAAGCAAUGCAGCAUCGGGAUGCGCUCCCCAUUCCCCAGUGGCUUUGUGUGGCAGGACCAGUGGUACCCAGUCUUCUGCAGCAUGUCCAAUUUUGGGACCUUGGAUCAGAUUAACAAUUGCUUGAAAAGGAAACUGGUCUACUUCAUGGGAGACGUGACAGUGCGGCGAUGGAUGGAGCAUCUCACGAACACAGUGAGCACCCUCAAACAUUUUGACAUCCAUGAGACCGGGAAGCUCCAGAAUUUGCUCGCUGUAGACACAGCCAGGGACAUUCAAAUCCAGUGGAAAAAACAUGGCCACCCCAUCAUCACCGACUACAACUGCACAGUGAAAGAUCACAGCUACGUCGCUCGGGAGAUCGACAACCUGGCGGGGGACGGAGACACGGCUGUGGUCAUUUCCCUGGGCCGGAACUUCCGGCCUUUCCCCAUCGAGCUCUUCAUCCGAAGGGCGAUUAACGUGCGGGCAGCAAUCGAGCGCCUUUUCCUAAGGAGCCCAGACACAAAGGUCAUUCUCAAAGCAGAGGACGUCCGUGAGAUGCAGGCCGACCCAGAACGCUUUAGCAACUUCCAUGGCUAUGCCCAAUACCUUGCAGCAAAGAACGUUUUUCAGAAUCUCAACAUCGGCAUGGUUGACGCUUGGGACAUGACCAUCGCCUACGCAACCACUGACAUUCAACCGCCAGUGUAUGUGGUCGGGAACCAAAUUAACAUGUUUUUAACUUAUCUCUGUUAAAGCCGGAGGGCAAACAAGGACUACAAAUGCAGGGAGCUGAAAAAGAAGACGUUAGUCUUCAGCCUACGUAGGUCCACAAAGGUCCCGGGAGUUUCAUCUAGGCCUAGAUCUAAAGUAACUGUGUGACUAGUUUGCUGCAUCCAAGAGGACUUCGGGUUUGUGUUUCCCAUACAGAAGCCCUUUCCCAGGCUGCAUGGCAAAACGUCUUCUAAAACUGGGGAGUAUUUCAGAAGCAAUUUCUCAUAGGCUAGGAGGGGCUGUGGCUCAAAGGGGCUAUAGGCAUCACAUCCAAGUCCCUAGAAGUAAGCCCUCUGGACCCUGGUCUAGGUCCCUACACACCAGAUGCCUUUACCCAGGUGCCUGCAACCUUUUAAGCCUGACAGCAGCAUGCUGCAAAGAUGAUGGAUGCAUCACAAGCCAAGGAGGCACGUAGUAGCCACCUGGCCACUGACUAUUUAGGUGACCUUGGACAAGCUGUGAAGUGAAGCUUCCACAGGCAUGUCUACAUCAUACUUGUUUUCCCGGGGUCAUCCCUAUGCAUCCAAAUGACACACAGGGGAUCCCGGGGGCAAGCAGGGAUGACCCCCUCCAUUUUCCUGGGUUAACCGAGACCAUCCCGAGGACCGCAGGUGGUGUGGCGCCCACUCCCGGCUUCUCCCUUCCU